Molecule: messenger RNA, 1830 nt
Organism: Medioppia subpectinata
Lineage: Eukaryota; Metazoa; Arthropoda; Arachnida; Sarcoptiformes; Oppiidae
Source: the annotation of a GenBank genome assembly
AUGUUAAACAAUGGGUGUCUGGGUUUGGGACACAACAGCCCUGUACUGACACAACCGCCGCAAAUAAUACAAGAAUUAUGUCAUAAAAACAUCCAAUACUUUGUCAAUGGAUAUUAUGUCAUGUUAGCAGUGAAUGACGUGAAUAACGUAUUCAGUUGGGGUAGUAAUGGAUGCGGCCAAUUGGCCCAGGGUCAUAAUCAAACUGAUUAUUUCAAGCCAGAGCUAAUACGAUGUUUUACCGGUAAAAAUAUUGUUCAAAUCAGUUGUGAUUAUUCACACUCAUUGGCCCUCACGAGUAAUGGCCGGGUGUAUGCCUGGGGUAACAAUUACUCGGGCCAGAUUGGUGAUGGUGAUAAAAGUGGAUUUAUUUAUAUACCAAUUGAGAUACAAAUCGCUGGUAAUUGUAAAAUACAAUCCGUUUAUUGUUAUAACGACUCGUCGUUUGCCAUCACAUCCGACGGACAUGUCUUCAGUUGGGGUCAGAAUUGUAACCAUAGAUUGGGACACAAUAUACCCGAAGAUAAGGUACUAAAACCCCGAUUGAUAUCAACCAUAAGUAGGGUUGUGACACUCGUAUACGAAACAAAAUAUAACAAUUUGAUCGGCUUUUACGCCAAAGAAUGUCAAAUAACUAACAAAACAAUUGAUUUGCGAGAUAUCAAUGAAUUAACAAUCAUUACAUCAAACGAUAUCCAAAUGAAAAGCGAUAAUACAGUGAUUGUUAUGUCAUUUGAAGAGUUCAGAGAAAUACUACAACCGAUGGCCAGUAAUAGCCAUACUAUUACACCGAUGGGAAACAAUAAUGGCCAGAGCCAAGUGUCUCAAAGCAACUUUUACCAUAAUACUUUUGAUGAACUCAAUCGGAUAGGGAGGGGUGGGUUCGGCGAAGUGUUUAGAGUAAGACAUAAAUUGGUUGGUAAAGUGUACGCAAUUAAAAAAGUAGAGUUCCCUGCCGACGAAAGUGAUGAACGCCAACAGCGAGUGCUAAAUGAGGCAAAAAGUUUAGCAAACCUGAGCUCACAAUAUGUGGUACAGUAUCACAACUCAUGGCUUGAAGACAAUCUACUGUACAUUCAGAUGGAAUAUUGCCCGCAAAGUUUGCGCUCAGUAUUGGCCGACAAAGCGCUGGCUUUUGGCAGACAAUCGCCGACAGAAUCGAUGGAUGCGUUCGAGUAUUUCAUUUCGUGUGAAAUAUUCAAAGAACUCUUAGAAUGUGUUGAAUAUCUUCACGAAUCGGUUCCACGAGUUAUUCAUCGCGAUCUCAAACCCGAAAACAUAUUGAUUGCCAACACAUUAAGCGGUGAUAACAACAAUAGCCGGCGAUUCAUAAAACUGUGUGACUUUGGUUUGGCCACUGUUCACGACCCGAACCGACACACUGCCAGCCGAUACGAGCACACGACGGUCGGCACUCGUGGUUAUAUAGCGCCUGAGGUAUACAGCGGUAGAUAUAACCAAAAGGCGGACAUAUUUAGUCUCAGUGUAAUCGGCGAAGAGUUGUUUGAUAUUUAUUCCUCGCAAUCGUAUGAAGGAUAUGAUUGUGUGCUAAAGGCAUGCAUACUAUGUAUGUCUCAAAUACUGGAGAAAAUGAUGGCUCACAGGAGACAAAGACCCGAAUGUCGGGAAGUGUUGGCCAAACAUAAUGAGUGGUCUAUCGAUAAGACUGUUGUCGCUAAACACAAGGAAUUCAAUUCUGUGUUAAAUACACUUAAAUCUAAUGAGAAUCCAAAUAUUCUGUCUAUAAUUGCAUCGUUUAAUAAUGUUUAUUAUGAGAUCAAUGAAUACAACACUACAUAUUGGGGCAAAUUUUUUCUGACCGUGUGGUUGUGA